This is a messenger RNA of Saccostrea cuccullata (small rock oyster), 801 nucleotides long. RefSeq lists its product as uncharacterized. The transcript has a single exon. The coding region runs from base 1 to 801 and encodes 266 amino acids. NCBI's taxonomy places the organism in Eukaryota, Metazoa, Mollusca, Bivalvia, Ostreida, Ostreidae. The record is from RefSeq and is a predicted model, not a curated record. Gene Ontology annotation, molecular function: ubiquitin protein ligase activity; translation repressor activity. Gene Ontology annotation, biological process: protein polyubiquitination; proteasome-mediated ubiquitin-dependent protein catabolic process; negative regulation of translation.
AUGUCCAGUAUUACUGUGCCCGGCGUUGACGACGUUUAUCAUAUCUCCUGUGUGACGUCAGAAAGACUGUGGGUUAGUGAUCAGAGACGACUUCUGCAGGUGGACAAGACCACACCAGAAGUACAGGAAAAUAAAAUCGAUUUUAAAUAUUAUUCACCAAGAGGAAGUCACUCCGUCUCAGAAGACGGGAACCUGAUUCUUAUAGAUGGCUAUGAGGUGCAGAAGAUGACGUUAGAUGGAACCAUCACUACACUCCUCAGAGAAUCUAGGCGUUUAUUAUGUAUCCACUCCUCCCGUAUUAACGGCGACAUACUGGUUGGUUUUGAAUCUGGAUUGAAAAGGUAUGACUGGUCGGGGGCCCAUCACAUAAAAUUGGGCACUAGGUCUUAUUUUAGGUAUGGUGACUGUUAUCCAAUAUUCAUCACAGAAAACAAAAAUGGAGACAUCUGGGUCUCUGACAGACAUAGAGAAGUAGUGGUGAUGGAUAAAUUAGGACAACAUCGGUUUAACUACAGAGGUCUUUACAAGUCUGACUUUUAUCCCUGUGGUAUUUGUACCGAUAUCCUUGGACAGGUACUGGUGUGUGAUGCAUUUGAUCCCAGUAUCCAUCUCGUGGAUCAGAACGGUCAGUUCCUGCGUCACCUGCUGACAGAAGAACAUGGACUACGCUGUCCAAUGGCUCUGUGUGUGGACGAAAAACACAACCUCUAUGUGGGAGAGAAGAAUAGUAACACAAUAACAGUGUACAAGUAUCUACAGGAAACGGAGAAUUUAAAAUCAUCCAUUAUCGAAUCAAAAUAA